Sorghum bicolor (sorghum) is the source of this 1684-nucleotide messenger RNA. RefSeq lists its product as uncharacterized. Bases 355 to 1482 code for a protein of 375 amino acids. NCBI's taxonomy places the organism in Eukaryota, Viridiplantae, Streptophyta, Magnoliopsida, Poales, Poaceae. The transcript has a single exon. The record is from RefSeq and is a predicted model, not a curated record.
CAUAUAUACAAGUCAUAACUAUACAACCGGAUCGCUAUGGGACCGAUUGUUGGAGCAGGCCGUGCACGUGGCCUGAUCCCUCGGACCGAGCCGGCCUACCGUGCCGUACUCGCACUAGACCAAAUCAUCGGGCCACCUAACCGCGGGCUGCAUGCCCAUCCUGUAGCCCAUGACUAUGAUGACGGAAAAGUAGAAAAUGCUGGAGAUGGCGGAACACGUGUUACAGCUUAAGCCACCAAAACCACAACGGCCUGGUGGUGGGAAUCUACCCCAUCCACCAGUACUGUACACCACCCACCCAUCGUACAUCCUCCAAUUCCCGGCCGGACCGGACUUUGCAUUCCAUCGUCAUCGAUGGCCACGGCCGUCCGCCUGCAGCUGGUCUUCCGCCCCACCAAGCCCGCUGCUUCUCCUUGCCAUCGUCAUCUCUUAUCAGCAUCUCCGGCUUGGAGCCGGCGUCGAGACCACCCAAGAUCAACUGUAGCAGCAGCAGCAGCCGCAACCGGUGGCGGGUCGUCGUCUCCACCCCCCCGGCGGCCCCAGCAAUUGCAAUCCUCCAGCACCGCCAUCCGCGAGAGCAAGCAGCAGGUGACGCUGAAGCUGACGUACCUGGAGAUCAACAGCUGGGUGUGGGAGGUGCAGCAGCAGCAGCAGCAGCAAGGCCAAGAGCAAGCCCCCGUGCGCAUCCUGGUGGACCCCCUGGUCGUCGGCAACCUCGACUUCGGCGCGCCCUGGCUGUUCGACGGCGCCAAGAAGAAUCCCGAGGUGAAAGCCCUCGGGGUGGACGACCUCCUGGCGCCGGACGCGAGGCCGGACCUGCUGCUCAUCACGCAGAGCCUGGACGACCACUGCCACGUCCGGACGCUGACGCAGCUGUCCGCCAGGGCGCCUGACCUGCCGGUGGUGACCACCCCCAACGCGCAGCCAGUGCUCGACUCCCUGCCCACGCCCUUCCGCCGUGUCACCUACCUCGAGCCCGGCCAGUCCACCGUCGUCAACCAGCAGGUCCGGGUGCUGGCCACCGCAGGGCCCGUCCUGGGGCCGCCGUGGCAGCGCCCCGAGAACGGCUACAUCCUCAUGCCCGCCGGCGCAGGUGAUGGUGAUGAGAGCGGCCCCGGCCUCCUCUACUACGAGCCGCACUGCGUGUACGACAGGUCCUUCCUGGAGGACAAGCGGCUGCAGGCGGACGUCGUCAUCACGCCGGUGGUGAAGCAGCUCCUCCCCGCCAACUUCACCCUCGUCUCCGGCCAGGAGGACGCCGUCGACCUGGCCAGGCUGCUGCGAGCCAGGUAUGUGGUACCCAUGAGCAACGGCGACGUGGACGCCGGCGGACUCCUGGCAACCGUGCUCACCAAACAGGGGACGACGCAGUCGUUCCAGGCCUUGCUGUCGGAGGCGCUUCCCCAGGCGCAGGUCCUCGACCCCACGCCCGGCGUGCCGCUCCAAGUCCAACUGCAGCUGGACAUCAUCAUGGAUCGAUGAUGGGCAAUAGCAUCUACUCCUACAUAUAUUAUAUACAUACAUUCUCAGAGUUUAGGGAUACUGCUCUCUCUCUAUAUCAUGGAGUAUUCAUAUAACAGCAUAAUAUAUCAGCCAGAAUAAUGAUUUUAUACCAGCUGCGGCCCAUGUAAACGUUAACUCCUGUAACUUUUAUUCAUUGAUUGACCUCUCUACAAAUGAUCCA